This is a messenger RNA of Caenorhabditis remanei, 2109 nucleotides long. RefSeq lists its product as uncharacterized. Gene Ontology annotation, molecular function: carboxy-lyase activity; pyridoxal phosphate binding. The transcript has 10 exons. The record is from RefSeq and is a predicted model, not a curated record. Gene Ontology annotation, biological process: amino acid metabolic process. NCBI's taxonomy places the organism in Eukaryota, Metazoa, Nematoda, Chromadorea, Rhabditida, Rhabditidae. Bases 1 to 2109 code for a protein of 702 amino acids.
AUGGUUUACGGGCUCGGAAAUGCAUUCAAGAGUCUGAACACUUACUAUCAAGAAAAAACCACACGAAUUCGGAAUUCUUUGUCUCCAUCCAGACCUUCGAUGAGCGAGACGACAGCCGAGGGCAGCAGUAGCAGCUCAAGAGCUUCUACAACAAUUCCAUCUACUCCAAACAUGGAUUCGACACCGACUGUCGAGGAUCCGACUCAAAACGGUAAUAACGGAAUGUCACGCGACGAGUUCCGUCAAUACGGAAAGGAAACUGUCGACUACAUUGUCGAUUAUCUGGAGAACAUUCAGAAACGUCGUGUCGUUCCGGCCAUUGAGCCAGGAUAUCUGAAAGAUUUGAUUCCAUCGGAAGCGCCGAAUGCUCCUGAAUCAUUUGAAUCCGUUAUGGAAGACUUUGAGAAGCUUAUCAUGCCAGGAAUCACUCAUUGGCAACAUCCAAGAUUUCACGCGUAUUUCCCGGCUGGAAAUUCUUUCCCAUCAAUUAUAGCCGAUAUGUUGAGUGAUGCAAUUGGAUGCGUUGGAUUCUCAUGGGCGGCAUGCCCAGCAAUGACGGAACUCGAGCUGAUCAUGCUCGAUUGGUUUGGAAAAAUGAUCGGUUUGCCAGCCGAGUUUCUUCCAUUGACGGAGAACGGAAAAGGUGGUGGUGUGAUUCAAUCAAGUGCAUCUGAAUGUAAUUUUGUCACUCUUCUGGCUGCAAGAUUCGAAAUUAUGAAGGAACUUCGUCAGAGAUUCCCAUUCGUUGAGGAGGGACUCUUGCUCUCGAAACUUAUCGCUUAUUGCUCGAAGGAAGCUCACUCAUCUGUGGAGAAGGCUUGUAUGAUUGGAAUGGUCAAGCUGCGAAUUCUGGAGACAGACUCGAAGUUCCGUCUUCGCGGAGAAACUCUUCGAAAUGCGAUUCAAGAAGAUCGUAAUCUCGGAUUGAUUCCAUUCUUUGUCUCCACUACUCUAGGUACAACUUCUUGCUGUUCUUUCGAUGUUCUCUCUGAAAUUGGCCCAAUCUGCAAAGAAAACGAGUUGUGGCUUCACGUGGAUGCCGCCUACUCUGGCUCUGCAUUCAUUUGUCCAGAAUUCCGUCCAUUGAUGAACGGUAUCGAAUACGCAAUGUCGUUCAACACAAACCCAAACAAGUGGCUUCUUAUCAAUUUUGAUUGCAGUACUAUGUGGGUACGUGAUCGUUUCAAACUCACUCAGGCUCUCGUCGUUGAUCCACUCUAUCUACAACACAGCUGGAUGGACAAAUCCAUCGACUAUCGUCACUGGGGAAUCCCAUUGAGUCGUCGCUUCCGAUCUCUGAAGUUGUGGUUCGUUAUUCGAAUGUACGGAAUUGACGGUCUUCAAAAGUAUAUUCGUGAGCACGUGCGAUUGGCCAAGAAGAUGGAGACACUUUUGAGAGCUGAUGCCAAGUUUGAAAUCGUCAAUGAGGUCAUUAUGGGACUUGUUUGCUUCCGAAUGAAGGGAGACGAUGAGCUCAACCAAACUCUUCUCACCCGUCUCAACGCCUCAGGACGUAUUCAUAUGGUUCCCGCCUCUCUCGGUGAUCGUUUCGUCAUUCGUUUCUGUGUCUGUGCCGAAAAUGCGACCGAUAAGGACAUUGAGGUCGCCUAUGAGAUAAUUUCACAGGCUACACAGCAUGUAUUACACGAUAGUGUGAAAGCGGCAAUUGCUGAGGAGGACGAAGAAGCUGUUGCUCUGGAGGAGAUGGUCGCUGACCUCAACAUUUCAGAGACGCCCGAAAAAGUUCUUGCUCGACAAAACUCAGCGAACGCGGAAACUGGUCAGAGAUUGGAACGACAACUGUCAAAAGAAGAGAUUCUAGCCCAAAAACAACACGAAAGCCUCGCAAAGAAGAGAUCCUUCCUAGUUCGUAUGGUAUCGGAUCCCAAGUGUUACAAUCCGAAGAUUGUCCGCCAUCUCAACAUGGCUAAUCAUCGCAAAAUGAGUCAAGAUUUGUACCGAGAUAGAACUCUGAUGCAAACAAUUUCUCAUUCCCAACGUCCCAAUCGUCUCUCCCAAUCGCCAGGGUCCGCUGGUUCAGCAUUCUUUGAUGACGAUGAUGAUCGAGUUGUUGCUGAUGUGCAAACUGGAUUGCAAACUCCAAUUUAA